CCAGUUCUCGCGAGACGCGGGGAGGUGGGAUCGGCAGCGCGCAGCCGCGGGCUCGACGCACAAUGCAGGACAGAUUGUGCUACGAGGGUAUUCGAGGCGUCUUCUGGACUUGCUAUUUUUAAUGUAAUUUCAGCGAUUGCUGGAUAAAUUUGCACGAUUAGAAGUUUAGGUUCAGGGUUUUACGUCAUCGUCUUGAUUUUUGUUACUAAGGUGUUUAUUGUUUUCCCGGACCCUUCAGCAAGUUUUUCCCCGUUGACGGGAAAAGAGAAGUUAGGAGCUGCUCGGUGUCGCUGUGCAGGGGCGCGGACUGUUCUGCAGGAAUGUCGCACAAAGAGAGACCCACUUUCUACCGACAGGAGGUCAACAAAACCAUAUGGGAAGUUCCGGAGCGAUACCAGAAUCUGUCGCCUGUCGGUUCCGGUGCUUACGGAUCAGUUUGCUCAUCGUAUGAUGUGAAAACAGGCCUGAAGGUUGCAGUGAAGAAGCUCUCGCGCCCGUUCCAGUCGGUCAUCCAUGCCAAGCGGACGUACCGUGAGCUUCGGCUGCUCAAGCACAUGAAGCAUGAGAAUGUAAUCGGUCUAUUGGAUGUUUUCACGCCUGCUACUUGCUUGGAGGAGUUCAAUGACGUAUACCUAGUGACACACCUGAUGGGAGCUGAUUUAAAUAACAUCGUCAAGUGUCAAAAACUCACGGAUGACCAUGUGCAGUUCCUCAUCUACCAGAUCCUGCGGGGUUUGAAGUACAUCCACUCUGCAGAUAUCAUCCACAGAGACCUGAAGCCCAGCAAUCUGGCUGUGAAUGAGGACUGUGAACUCAAGAUCCUGGAUUUUGGGCUGGCACGGCACACCGAUGAUGAGAUGACGGGCUACGUGGCCACCCGGUGGUACCGUGCCCCAGAGAUCAUGCUUAACUGGAUGCACUACAACAUGACAGUUGAUAUUUGGUCUGUGGGCUGUAUCAUGGCUGAGCUUCUAACUGGCCGGACACUAUUCCCCGGCACAGACCAUAUUGAUCAGUUGAAGCUCAUCAUGCUGCUCGUCGGAACACCGGGCCCCGAGCUCUUGAUGAAAAUAUCUUCAGAGUCUGCCAGAAACUAUAUCAACUCCCUACCACACAUGCCGAAAAGAAACUUUGCUGACGUUUUCAUUGGGGCAAAUCCACAGGCUGUGGACCUGCUAGAGAAGAUGCUGGUUCUGGACACAGACAAGCGGAUCACAGCAGCGGAGGCACUGGCACAUCCCUACUUCUCACAGUACCAUGACCCAGAUGAUGAGCCUGAAGCAGAGCCCUAUGACCAGAGCUUUGAGAGCCGUGAGCUGGAGAUCGAGGAGUGGAAAAGGCUGACCUACGAGGAGGUCCUGAGCUUCGUGCCUCCAGUGUUUGAUGAUGACGAGAUGGAAGCAUGAGGGGCAGAGAUGACACUUUCGAACUGUGGUUCAUGCUCUUCUUCAUCCUCCAACCCCACCCCCACCCUUCCCCUCUGUACAAGAUCCACUGUACAUGUGUCUCAAAACAGUAAUGGGGGGAGAACUCAUUCAAGUGCCUACCAUUGAUUGUCUGUACUCUGUGGGUUCAAAGGGCAGAGGCAGCUCUUUCUACAACUUCUCCAUUUUUAUUGUUCUCUGGGCAAACUGCUUCUGCAUCAGUGUCAUGGCUGGGAAUGGAAGGGCAGGGGCAUGCAUUCUUGAACACUUGUGAAAACUUCGGAAAAUUUUUGAAUGUCAACAAUACAUACAUUUCAGUACUCUAUUCACUGUACUUUCCAGAAUUGUAGUCACUGUUCCAAAAGAUCGACAAACCUUGGUUCUGUAUAAGGCCAUAUUGAAAACGGCCUUGAUGUGAGCUGUGCUUGAGAAUCCUGGUUUUAUUUUCUGCUGGACCUCAGUCUGCCACACCCAGUGAGGAUUGGGACCAUGCUCUGGUGUUUAAAGUAACAUCCCUUCACCUUCACUAGACAUUGGAGUCCAAUUUGUGAUAAUUUUUAACUGACUGAAAAGCCAUAUAUGACUUAAGGAAACAUGCAAAACUGAAUUUAUAGUGGCAGUAGUGAUUAGUCCUGCAUUUUGUUUUUCACGCAUUGCCUACAUUUCCAUUUCUUGCAGUGCUUAAUUUGUAGUUUUUGUUUAUCAUUCACUUAUGCAGUUCAUUAACAUUUGUAUGGCACUUCAGGUUGACCUACAACAGAAGACUGGAGAUUGGUACUUCUCCCUCCUGUUGCACCAUUUCCUGUCCUCUUGACAAUAUUCAUUCUGCAGCAUUGAUGAUGCAGCUUCCAUUUUUCUGUCCCUGUAUUGUUUUCACUAAGUACUGGAGAUGUUAUUAGCAGGUGCAUGUUAUAGUUUGUCAUUUUGCAUCUGUACUGUGCUCAAGCAGUGAGCCACUCAUCUUGCCUUAAAUCCGAAGAGCAGUCUUGGGCUUGGCCACUUCUGCAAAUUGGGUUCCUCUCCUGGAUCCUCCUUCCCUGGUGGUCAGAGUGCUACUGGUGACAAACUCUCUAUCUGAGCCACUGUCCUUCAUUCUGAAAGAGCUGCCAAGAUAUGUCUUGUUUCUGUGUCACUCAACCAAGAGCGUGUUUCAAGAGUUCAAAAAAAGGCUUCAGGAUGUAUAUAAAUGUAUUGGAUAUAGCUUUUUUAAAUCAUUUUAUCCUUCAGAUUGUGUGUUGAUGGUAUAUGAUUCCAUAAAAUUUCUGUAUUGAGCAUGUCUUUGUGUGUUGGGAAUGUGUGAAUAUGUGCUUGUGUGUUUUGAGGCGUAUCAGAGGCAAAUGUUAAAAUCACAAAAUGUAAUAUGGUAAGAAAAAUGAAGUUAAUUUACAAUAUUUAUAGCCUUAUAAAGAAAGCGGAAAUGUGUAGUGUUUUUCCGGCAACCUGCUAAACUUCCAUGAUACCAACUGUACAUUUUAUGUUCAAAACAAUUCACCAUUACACAGAAAGGGGUAACCUGUAAAUACCACUGUCAAAAAAUAAAUGAAAUAUUUGUAAAAAAUAUUCUUGUGGCUGUCUUUUUAAACCAAAUGUAUUUGAAAAAUGCAUUGAUCGUCAACCUCUCUGGGAGUGAAUAAUGAACGAGUCCAUUUAAGCACUUGUUUGCAUGUGUAUCAACUGUAAAGGCUAUCUUUCUUCCUCAUCAGAAAAAAA
Molecule: messenger RNA, 3134 nt
Organism: Scleropages formosus (Asian bonytongue)
Lineage: Eukaryota; Metazoa; Chordata; Actinopteri; Osteoglossiformes; Osteoglossidae
Product: mitogen-activated protein kinase 14A
Exons: 12
Coding region: 321-1406 (361 amino acids)
Biological process (GO): protein phosphorylation
Molecular function (GO): ATP binding; MAP kinase activity
Source: RefSeq, a predicted model, not a curated record